AGUCGAAAGAUCUCCGCCCUUCCCAACGGCGCACAAGCAGCCCUAGGCGUAGUUGCAGUUAGUACCGGUGCCGAAUCUUCGACACAACCGCCUGGUCCUACUGACCUGGUCGUUGGACAUCUCUCGGGCACUACUUUUUCAUCAUCGCCAGGUGUUACCAUCACGCCACCACCGCCACAGUCUGCCCCAACCUCAUCUGCUGGUGGAAUCAGCUCGACCGCUGGGCCUGGUGUGGACACUCUUGAUGCCUCAACCAGCCCUGGAGAUGUGGGCAAGACAGUUCCGGCUGCAUUAGGAACAACACUAAACGGGAAGGAUGUGUCUUCUGGCUUCCUAACUGUAGGUAGUCGUCACGAUUUGGAUGUCGGGGGACAUAAAGACGAGGAGCCUGGAGGGCAUGGCAACGAUCCAUCCUUGAUGAGAACUGGCAGGUGUGCUCAUAUCAUUAUACCUACGUCUGUCUAUCUCCGCAUGCAUGUGCUUUUUUCGCUUACCAUUUUUUGA
Protopolystoma xenopodis is the source of this 504-nucleotide messenger RNA. Lineage: Eukaryota; Metazoa; Platyhelminthes; Monogenea; Polystomatidea; Polystomatidae. The record is from the annotation of a GenBank genome assembly.